Molecule: messenger RNA, 1560 nt
Organism: Procambarus clarkii (red swamp crayfish)
Lineage: Eukaryota; Metazoa; Arthropoda; Malacostraca; Decapoda; Cambaridae
Source: RefSeq, a predicted model, not a curated record
AUGAAUGUUCAGGAUUUGUUGAGUGAUUUGAAGAGUGAAUUAAGCGGACACUUUAAGACAGUGAUUGUGGCUCUGUUGACACCGCUACCACUGUUUUUGGCCAAGGAGCUCCACUACGCCAUGACUGGCGCCGACACCAAGGAGAAGACCAUUGUUGAGAUCCUCUGUACCCGGGAUAAUGCUUCUAUCAAGACUAUCAAAGAAGCCUAUCACGAAUACUAUGAUAAGACCUUGGAGGAGAGCAUCGAGGGAAACACCUCUGGACAUUUCCGUCAUUUCCUGCUUAAUAUAUGCGAUUGUAACAGAAAGGAGACGCCUUGUGACUCUGAAACGGCAAAGAAAAUAGCCAAGCAAAUAGCAGAAGCACUUUAUGAAGCAGGUGAAGACAAGCCGUUAACUGAUGAGAAAUUCAUCUAUAUUAUGACACGCUGCUCCUUCUAUCUCCUGCGCUUUGGCUUUGAAGAAUACAAUGAUACUAAGGACAGGAAUUUUGGUGACUUUAUAGAGGCCGAGUGCUCCGAAGGCAUAAAAUAUAGCUUGAUGACGCUCUACCUCAUCAUCAUGAACCGAGCCGAGUUCUUCGCUAAGGAGCUGCACGAAGCGAUGAGGGAAAUGGGCACCAGGGACAAGGCGAUCAUUCGCCUGGUGGUGUCCCGCUCCGAGAUAGACCUGGGCAAUAUCAAGCUCGAGUACCAGAAACUCUACGACAGGACUCUCGUUUCAGAACUUGUGGGUGAAAUUUCUGGAGACUACAAGACGGUUAUGGUGGCCAUCAUUAGGGAGUAGAAGUGGCGGAGGCACACCUCCAGACAUUCCCCGAGACUUGGAGUAGUACCAUGGAGGUGAAUAAUGACUCGUAGUGAUCUAAUCUGACGCCUGCAAAUAUCCGGAGACGUCAAGAAGGAACAUUUUUAUUUAUUUUAGAUCAGCUGUAUUAUCAGUUCAAAUUAUUAGGUCACGAUAAAGUGUUUUGAUGCAAAUCUUAUUUGGUAUUGUAUAAGCAUUAAUUUGUCGCUGUGUGGUUAUUGAUACCACCUGGUGAGAAGCUACGGAUUAACAAGUUCCCGAUUUAAUUUCGACUAUUUAUGAUCGAGCUGUAAUAUAUUGUCUGGUCACAAGGGUUGUGUUCCUAAGGACCGUUAAUCAAGGAUGGAGGCGUCCCAUAUUUAGAGGCAGUGUGGUAAUCUUUUGUUCUUGUGGAGGUGGAAUGUAUGUAUGUAAAGUAUGCUUCAAAGUCAUACAUUACUUCGCCUCACAUUCUAAUGAAUUUGAUAUCUUUACUUUAAGUGUUUUGUCAUAACAUCACACAAGAGUUUUAGUUAAAAUUAUUUAAGGAGCAGCUAGAAAUGCUGAAUUUUUAUGUCCUCUGUUAUAAAUUUCUAAGUUUUCAGGUUGUAGUGAAUUUAGAUUUAUGUAGAAUUAAAACUUUUUGAUGAUUACCAAGCAUUUUUUUGUUCCAUUAAUCUAUGUGCUUCCAUCAGUCGCUUUAUGUAAGCUGCCCAAAUGUAGUGAUUUAUAAACCAUUGUCAUAUGAAACAUAUCAAUAAAUUUAUAUAAAGC